Molecule: messenger RNA, 705 nt
Organism: Didymodactylos carnosus
Lineage: Eukaryota; Metazoa; Rotifera; Eurotatoria; Philodinida; Philodinidae
Source: the annotation of a GenBank genome assembly
AUGCAAGACACAAUCGACAGUAGAAGAUUAGAAUUAAGUUCAAUACCAUCAAAUGUUGCCAAAUCUCAUUCAUCUGACAAUAUUAAUGGUCAGCUAUUAUGCGAUACUCAGAUGACGGAAGAUAUAACGCUCAUUCAACCAUCCACAAAAUUGGCAUUAUCGUAUUCCAUCGUUACUCAUCAAAAUGACCAUCCAUUACUCGAUAUAACUCAAAUAAUCAACAAACAUAUAAAAACAAUUGGCCAUAUGUUUAUUGAAUUAACUAUGAACCAACCACAAAUCGAUUUGAUACCAUGUUACACAAUAAUGAAUGAAUUACAAACACUAAUUGAACAAUUCAUUCAUUACAGUCAAACGACAUUAAAAGAAUUUGACACAACUAGGAAUUUGAUGCACAAUUUAUUACAUUUGUGUCGUACGUACAGUGGUCAAGCCACAAAGCAACAACAAGACGCCAAUUAUAUAUCGGUAGAUUAUCGUUUGCACGAUCAAUUUUUAUUAAUGUUGAAACAACUUGUUUUACUAGUGGAUAAAUCAUUCAGAUCAACAUCGUCAUUAUCAUCAACAACAGCAGUAGAAACACUAACGAAAACAACAUCAAAUUUACAGAAAAUAUUGGAAAAAUUUCAGAACAGCGUGGAUAAAAUAAAUAAACAAUUAAAUACGAUUAAAAUAAAUCUUGAUUAUAUUAUUGACGAACUGUAA